Messenger RNA from Diuraphis noxia (Russian wheat aphid), 745 nucleotides. Its product is annotated as cytoplasmic dynein 2 intermediate chain 2-like. Gene Ontology annotation, cellular component: ciliary plasm; cytoplasmic dynein complex. Lineage: Eukaryota; Metazoa; Arthropoda; Insecta; Hemiptera; Aphididae. Gene Ontology annotation, biological process: intraciliary transport. Gene Ontology annotation, molecular function: dynein heavy chain binding; dynein light chain binding. The record is from RefSeq and is a predicted model, not a curated record.
UUGGUUGUUUGUAACACAAAUGAUAAUAUGUCUAUGGUUUCCCUUGAAUGGCAUUCAAUGGCUGUAUCUGAGUCAUUGUGGUUUGUGAGAUCUGAUCAUCGUGUCGUAUUGAUAACUGCUGGAAAAGAUGGAUAUGUUUGUGUAGGAACUAUGAUGAGUGAUAAAGUAAAAUUAACCCAACGAAUGUACAGGUAUUUAGUAGGGAUUCCAGGGAAAGUUGGUAUACGGUGUUUUGAUUAUUCAAACAGGCAUUUUUUAGCAGCUCUAGAAAAUGGGAAAAUCUCUAGUCAUUUAUGCGAAAUGACAAGAAACAUUAAAGAAGACCAAGUUUUAGAAGCUGUAAAAGUCAUAACAUACAAUGGAUAUUCGUUAAUAAUUGAAGAUAUACAAUUUUGUCACAAAAAUUCAAAUACAUUUAUCAUUACACAGUUUGAUUCUACAAUAAUAUUAUACAAUGUUUAUCAAAAGGAACCACAAAAAAUAAUUUUUAAUCCAAAACUAAUAACUAGAUUAUGUUGGAGUUUAGAAAAUGAGUUUAUAGUGUACGUUGGUGAAGAGAAUGGAGAACUUGCAAAAAUUAAUCUGACAAAUGGGAAAACAGAUUCAAUCAAAAAAUUUACAUCUUGUGAUAUCACUGCAAUGAAUAUUAAUCCAAAAAGAAAAGAUAUUAUUGCAAUCGGUACAAUACAAGGAGAAAUAUAUAUAAUUAAAUAUGAACAGCCAUUUACAACUUGAAAAAAAAAAU